AAAUCAGACUUUGACGCCUCAGCCGCCAUUCGUUGAAAAAGUGGGAUCCUCAGAAAGCGCGCUUUAAACGAAGAUAAAACUCGACCAAAAAGCUGAAUAAAAUCGAGAUUACAUAGUGAACAAAAGAUAUACCCCACAAGGCUUAAUCAGAGGGUUAAAAAACCAAGAAACACCGGCAUUUCUCAUAGCGGCAAGCAAUUGCAUCAGUGUGUGCGGUUGUCCCAAAAAAAGGAAGCUUAAAUUUCUGGUUGUUAAUUUGCGAAAGGUGCUAAAAACCAGGGCGUGAAGUUGACGGUAAGCUAGAGGGAAGAGGUGAAAUAAGUGCAACGCAAUUUGCUGGCUGACUAACCCCCCCGUGGCCUUGAACUCGACAGACUUGGCUGCCGUCCACUCACCCACACACAUACCCCAGCAUAUAUAUAUACACACGCAAGCCGCUUCUACUAACUGAAGAGAAAGGAGAGGAGGAGAGGAGAAAGGGGAAGAACAGAGAGCGAAGAAAGUAAACAAGAAGAAGAAAGCCAUGGCCGAGCCAAGGACGCCCGAGAAGCUGCUGACCGCCAAGCCGCCGGUGUUCCACCACAACAGCCACAGUCCCAAUGCCUCACUGCAGCUGCCCAGUCCCAUCAUCACGAGGCGCACUCGCACGGCCUCGACCUCCGCUCGGGCCUUGGAAAAUCCGGUUGUGACCGGCGUUGUGAAAUCCUUCAGCCGCACCAAAGGACACGGCUUCAUUACACCCCAUGCCGGCGGAGAGGACGUUUUCUGCCAUGUUUCCGACAUCGAGGGUGAAUAUGUGCCCAUGCCCGGGGACGAGGUCAAAUACCGUCUGUGCGCCAUUCCGCCCAAGUACGAGAAACACCAAGCGGUGCACGUGCAGAUUAGCAACCUGACGCCCGAGGUGCACCACAAGUGGGAGGAGCCCUUCUUUGGCGGCUCCUCGCCCGCCAAGUAAGGCUGGGAGGCCCAGGAUGCGGAGUGCGGAUUGCGGGAGCGGAAAAGUGAGCAGUUAAAAGCUGAACGGCCUUCCAAGAAAUUUAAUUGAGCUAGAGCACGCCACCCGAGAUGAGCGAAAUGGAAAACCCGAACAGAACAAUAACCAUGAAUGUAAAUGAAACCGAAGCAGCCAGGAAAACAGCCCAAUCCCGACCAGAACGAACGUAAUAGAAAUGAGCAACAUGCCUGCCUGCCAUCCAGCCAGCCAGCGAGCAGCAUCACCAGAGUUUCAAUUGAACACUUAAUUAGAAUUUAAGCUAAGCUAUGAAAGUCAAAACACAGUCACAAACAUUGCCUUUUCCUCUGGAAGAGGGGAGGGCAAACGAAACCAGUUUCGAGUAUAUUAUUGAGAACCUAUGUAUUUGGAAAUUGAAAUCGUUGUUCGAGAAGCCACUCGCACAGCGCCCGAUGCUGUGGAGCCUGUAUCAGUAAUUAAUUUUAAUUAUAUCGAAACAUCUGAAUGUGUUCGCCAAGCAAACAAGCAAAAUGCUCUCAGUAAUUCACUUUAUUAUUAAAACAAAAGCUGCAAAACAAU
This is a messenger RNA of Drosophila subpulchrella, 1531 nucleotides long. RefSeq names its product cold shock domain-containing protein CG9705. The coding region runs from base 524 to 955 and encodes 143 amino acids. NCBI's taxonomy places the organism in Eukaryota, Metazoa, Arthropoda, Insecta, Diptera, Drosophilidae. The record is from RefSeq and is a predicted model, not a curated record. Gene Ontology annotation, molecular function: mRNA 3'-UTR binding. Gene Ontology annotation, cellular component: cytoplasm. The transcript is spliced from 3 exons. Gene Ontology annotation, biological process: regulation of mRNA stability.